GUCUGUGACAGUGCUACAGUGGUCCAAUGCAGAACACCGGAGUUGAGGGGGGUGAGGGAGGAGGGGAUGAGGAGGUAAGGCCGGAUGCCUCGAGACAAACUGAAGAGGACAGCGGGUCCCCUGUCCCAGCAGCUACACAGAAUCAGUUAGGACCAGAGCCUGAUGACACGACCCCCCAGCUUCAGCCUGUCCACACUGGUUUGGAUGACUAUCCUGCAGACACACAUUCAGAAGACAUGGAGGAUCAUGAGUCGCCGCCAGGGGACGGGGAGGAGGAAGAGGAGGAGGAAGAAGAGUUAAUCGUUCUUGACUCUGAACAUCCGCUGGUCAGAAGGCAACAAGCUGCUCUGAGCAGACAGCUGAGAAAUCAGCUGGAGAGGAUCGACCUGGGACUGAAGGAAAAGGUGGCAAUGGAGAAGGAAGAGGAUAAGCGCCUUCAGGGGUUGGGAGUUGGGAUGUACACGGUGCAGGAGCAGCUGGCCAGGCUGCAGACCAAACUGGAUGACCAUCAUCAGAACAAGGCCGAGGCUGAGGCCAAACGUCAGCAGGCCAAGGCUCAGCUGGAGGAGAUCAAGAGACAGUAUUCCAAUAUCAGCAGCCAAGACAGAAAAGACAAAGCCAACGCGUCCCAGUUACAGGCGGAGUUAGACGACCUGAUGCGGCAUCUCGUCUUCACACAACGACUCAGUGAAGAUCUGAGCUCUAACGUCAAAGCCCUGAAGAAUGCCAGACGCAAAGCGGGAGCUGAGAAGAACCAGGCCGAAGAGCAGAAGUUCAAGCAGGAUAUGUAUGUGGAGCGUCUUACAAAGGACAAGGAGAGGCUGACGGAGCAGAUAGCCAUGUAUGAGGCCCAGGGCAAAGCUCAGGCAGAGGAGACCCAGGCAGCCAAAGAGGCUCUCUCUGAGGCUGAGAUGGAAAUGGCGUCUCUGGUGAUGGCGCGUAACCAGCUGUUGCAGCAGUGGAGCGGAAGCCUGGUGGGCAUGAGGAGGCGAGACGAGGCCUUCAGCGCCAUGCAGGAGGCUGUGCGCACCGUCGAGCACCAGGUGAUCUUGCUGGACAGAGAGAUUGAAGGCUACAAGAGAUCCACCAAUGAAGAGCAGGAGGAAAAUGAGAAGCUAACUAUGCAGCUGAACUGGUCCCAUAUGGACGGUGCCACCUCCAAGAAGCUGAUCAGUCAGAAGCAGGCCCAGGGAGAGGCCCUGCAGGCGCACUACAGCUCCUGCCUGCGCACCCUGAGGGAGACGGAGCGCACCCUCGCCAGGCUCUCUAAGGAAACAAUAACCCACCACGCUGAAGUCAUCGAUCAGAGGAGGCAGUUGCAGAAAGAGAGUGCUGCGCGUCUGGAGACAGAGGACAAGAUCAUGACCCACAUCCAGGAGAAGCUCACCCACAACAAGGCUGCCAAGUUCUCCCAGCGGCAAACCAGCAAGAUAGCCACACUCAAGAGGGAGAAGACCUUUCGGUUGUGGCAACUGGAGAAUGAUGUGGUGAUGGUGGGACAGGAGAUCAGCAAGGCCAGCCAUCAUCUGGAGAACCUGGGCCUCACCACGGAGGCUUUAGACAAUGAGAUCAUGGAGUCCAACAAGUUGCUGACGGCCAUCCAGGCUAAGAUGUCCUCCUUUGUUGCACUCAUCGCGCAAAAGCAGUCCACCGUCACCAACUGCAACAAAAAGAUCUAUCAGAUUGCGGCCAAAACUGGGCACGAGGAUCUGAGUCCUCUGCAAAUCAAGAUAGAGGCAAUAAGGGUUCAGAUCGGGGAGCUGGCAGCGAAAAUCAAGAGUGACCAGCAGCUCUGGAUGAUGCGUCAGGGGACUCUGGUAGCAAUGACCCAGGAGAUAGAAGCCAACAGCAAGGAGAUGCUAAAACUGCAGACAGAAUACACUGCCAUGCAGCAGAAGAAAAUACGCCUGGAGAGUGAGAUUGUGGCGGAGCACCGUGAGGAGACGGAGCUGGAGAAGAAUGCGAAGAUGCUGAGAGGAGACGUGCUGAAGCUCAACACCCUGCUGAGCAAGAACGCACAGCUGAGCCAGGCGCUGGCACAGGAGAACGCUCUGAGGGAGACGGACUUCCUGCACAGACUUAAGGAGGCAGAGCGGGAGUCUAUCCAGAUGCAGAUCAAACACGAGAAGACCCAGGAGGAGAAGGAGAGGCUCGUCAACAGCCUGGUGGAAGCUGAGCGACAGAUUAUGCUGUGGGAGAAGAAGACCCAGAUUGUGAAAGAGACCCGUUCAGCUGUGGACUCGGAGGUGGGCCAGGGAGACAUCCAGUCAAUGAAGGCCGAGAUACACCGUAUGGAGUUGCGCCUGAACCAGCUGAGGAAGCAGCAGGAGCAACUGCUGAGGGAGAGUGAAGCGUCAGUGGAGAGGAGGGAGGUCAUCGUCCUGCGCAGGGAGGCCAUGUUACACACCCCAAAAAAACAGGCGACCAAGGGCGAGCUGAACCUCGUCACACAGGGCCUGCAGCGCAAGAUCCAUGGCACACACAAGCAUGUGGUGGAGUAUGAGCAGGCGAUCAGGGAGCUAGAGGUGAGCCAGGUGAGACUGAGCGACCGGCUGGCACAGCAGAAGCAGCAGCUGUCAGAACUCUGCAGCACCAGCUACGUCCUGGACCCUGAAUUUGAAAAUCUGCAGGACGUCAAAGAGAGGAACUUCGCCCAACUCGUGACUCUGCAGAGCCGCAUGAAGAAGCUGCAGGGGGUGUGUGAGGGCAGCUACCGAGCCUCAACCAGCAGCGAGUCGGUCGGAGCUGCUCUGCAGAGCCAGAUGGAGCGUGUGCGCGCUGUUGGCACCAUCCUGCAGCGCGUGUGUGAGGAGUUCCCCCAGCACAAGGGGGCGCUCCGUACGCUGGCGCUAGCACUAGCAGCUGGCACACAAACAGCUGACACACAGGUCAAAGAGCGGGAGACGUCCUAAGAGGGAGGGGAGGAGAGACACUUGAGAGGGAAAGAUUAGAGAAGUGACGCCCUGAGAAGAACAACGGGUCAUUUGUUUCAUGCUUUGAAUUAAGUACUGAUUGUUAAACAAUGUAAUAAAAUAAAAACGGAUUCAACAGAUGGCUGAAUUCUUCAUAAUGUUUGGCUUUUUAAUCCAGUAGUGUUCCCAGUGUAAAAAGACAUAAGAAUAGCAUGAAUUUGGGGGCGUUGUGGGGCGGAUUAGGGGAACAUUGUCCUCUUCCAAUCAGAGGGUCAGUAGUUUGAUCCCUAGUCCCUGCAAUCAACAUGAAAAUUAAAAAAAAUAAAAAUUGAUUAUUAUUUCUUACACUACUUAAAUGGAUGGUUGCAUAAAGUUAUCUGUUAUAUUUUUCCAGACAGAAUCUUUUAGAUUUGAGAAGAGGCAGCUGAAAAAGUGCUAACAUAAUCUCCACUCAGUGGUUUCUUAAAGAAGACUCAUCAUGUUGCUGAAGGUAAAAUACCCGAGUACCAAAAAGCACAUCAGAUUAAAUCCGGGGUUCACGUAUUUGGAGGCCAAUCCCAAUUUAUGCCGUACAGUAUGUCAACAGGCUGUGUCAGCCACAGUGCCUCAAGCACAAGGACCGAACCGCCCAAGAUCAGCACCCACAGUGCUUCAUCAGCUUGAUGGAGAUGCUUGCAAGGAGGCGAUAUCCUUUCUUGUUCACUCUUCUGAUGAAGCAAGUGUGUUUGAGAAGAUGAAGAUAACCUUCCAACAUCGCCAGGACCUAGUGCGUGACCCACAGAGAACGGCAGAUGUCUUUAAAACGUUUCCACGGUUUUUAGAUGCCAAAGGACUGCUAACUCAAGACUUCCUGCUGUUGUUUGGUGCUGAAACAGCCUGUAAGAUGCUUGAAAAAUGGGACACUGCUUUCAAGAUAAAGAUUAUCAAAGAAGCCAAACACCUGACUCAGUCAACAGAGUUGUGUCGACCUCUGAACACUGCUGAGACACUUGCAGAGAACAAUGACACCAGCUGGGACAGUGACAUGGCUUCUCUGCUGCUGCUUCUCUAUCUUUUGCCACCCACUGGACAUGGAUGGAGAGGGUGAGGGUGGAAUGGUGUGGAGAAUGGGAGAAGGGAUGAUGAGAGGCGGUGUGCCGGGUGAUGACGACCGCGCCUUGUCUGUCCCUGUUGAGCAGGUGUCCCCCACAGCAGAACUGCACAAUGUUGUUGCGGUGUACUUGAUAUAAAACCAGAGUCAAGUAAAGCUUACUUAUAUAGCACAUUUCAUAUGACUAGCAUAGACUCAAUGUGCUUUCAAAAGAAUAGAUACACGACAAAUACAUUACCUCUCUUUCCAUAUUUGUGUCCGUCUCACUUUGUUUGACGAAGUUGGACAGCCAUCUCCGUCAAGAUUGGUGCUGCCUUGAUUCCUCCGGGAGCUCGGCUUCUUGGCUUUGACAAACCGAUCGCGGAGGUUCUCCCACAGCUUUUUACAAAAAGCUUCAUCUUUCGCCAAAGUCCCUGAGAUCUCUUUCCAUGAGUUCAUGGCCACCUGAGAAUCCUUAUGCUCCCGCAUUGAAGGGUCAUACAGGUGUCUGUACAGAAGAACCUGCUUGCAGAGUCGUGCUUCCUGCUCAUCCAUGCUUGUAGCUAGCUGCGCCGCGCCAAGUUAUAAAUCCAAUGAGGUGCACACCCUUACGAAACGACUCCAACGUGCCACACGCGCAUGGACGGGAACGGCAGACAUACUGGAGCCUUCAGAGGGACAGAGUACAGGACGGGACUAGUGAUUUGCAUUGAGGUUAACGAUGGAAUGCAAAAUAAACAAGGUCCUUUUAGUUGGUUGGUGCUAUCUACUUCCUUGUGAAAACGCGUGUGGUUGACCAUUUUAAUGAACAUUUUCAUGCCUACAAAGUAUUUGAAAGUGAUGAAAAAGAUGUUAUCAAAGCAGAAAGCCUUGUAAUAUAUAAGCCUGUUGACUUACAAAGUCCUUAUGGCGGAGA
This is a messenger RNA of Eleginops maclovinus (Patagonian blennie), 4897 nucleotides long. RefSeq names its product coiled-coil domain-containing protein 40-like. Lineage: Eukaryota; Metazoa; Chordata; Actinopteri; Perciformes; Eleginopidae. Gene Ontology annotation, cellular component: cytoplasm; cilium. The record is from RefSeq and is a predicted model, not a curated record. Bases 27 to 2912 code for a protein of 961 amino acids. The transcript is spliced from 21 exons. Gene Ontology annotation, biological process: axoneme assembly; heart looping; epithelial cilium movement involved in determination of left/right asymmetry.